GAUAAAGGAGAUUACCCAUCAAUAGAUGCUAUGGACAACAUUAGCAUUGAACACUCAAUGGACUGCAUUUUAGAGGAGCCCAAGGUAAUUAUUGAUGUUGCUCAACCCCCUGAUACUGAGAAGCAUGUUCAUCAGUGGUUGGAGUAUCUCCAAGGCAAAGACAUCAAAAGUGGUUUAUUCCAAGAAGAAUCCUAUUACACAAUGGAUUUAUGGGACUUUGCAGGGCAGCACCUGUACUAUGCCAGCCAUCCUAUCUUCUUAUCACAGCGAGCACUGUACAUAUUGGUGCACAAUCUCAGCAAGCCUUUGGAUGCUACAGCUGAGCCCUGCAUGAGACAAGGUAGUAAUGAUGUGAAAUUGGAAAACCCUAACAAUGAAACAAACAUGGAGAAUUUGCUGUCAUGGCUGGCUACAGUACACAGUGUUGCCCUGGCAACUGAUGACCCAGAUGAUGAUGCACAACAUAAGCUGCCCUACCUCCGUCCCCCAGUGUUUAUUGUUGGAACACAUGCUGACAAACCAGUUGAAGACAUAGCAGUAAUAAAGAAACAAAUACAGGAGAGAAUUUCUGGUAUGGAAUAUGAGAAGCAUGUGGUCAAACCCUUAUUCUGCAUUGACAACACUCAGAGGCCAAACUUGAUCAAGAAAUUUAUCCAGAAGAUUCAAAAGCAGAGAGGAAAACAUAAAACAGCAGAGGAAGAAGGAAAAGCAGAUGGAAUAAAAGAAUUGCGGAACAAAAUCCUGGAGGUGUUGAGGCAGGAGCCUUAUAUGGGGGAGAAAAUACCUGUCAGAUGGUUUUUGUUUGAAAAGGUGAUUGAAGCUUUGGUGGCUAAACAGAUUUAUCACAGAAAUCUGCAACAACUUGAGCACUAUGCAAAGAAAGAUUGUUUCAUGAAAGAUGCAAAAGAGUUUGAGUCCAUGAUCAGUUUUUACCAUGGCCUGGGGAUGAUAAUCAAGCACCGCAGUACAGUUGUACUAAAGGCUCAGUGGUUGAUUGAUCUGUUCAAACAGCUGAUAACCAUUCCACCUUUCAAUAAACAGAAUGCUCGAUAUGCUAAUUUCUGGCGGGAACUUGAAGGAAGUGGCAUCCUUAGCAUGGAACAUGUUGAUUACGUGUUCUCCAGCUUUAUUGAGCCAGGAAUCAUUAGAGAAGACAUCCUGGACAUGAUGGAGCAAUUUGGUUUGAUCGCUAAGUUCUCUGUUUCCCCAAAUGAGGAGAAGUACUUUGUACCAGCUCAGUUGAAGUCAUCACCUGAUGAACUCUGUAAGAUGAAACCAUCAUCAACUGAUCCAUGUCCAUUGUAUCUCCUCUUUGUCCAUGGCUUUGUCCCCCAUGGUCUCUUCUUCCAGCUUGUCUCGCGAUCCAUUCAUUGGUGUUCAAAGACAUGGGCCACACAUCAACCCACUCUGUACCAAAAUGGAGCAUGGUUCAUCAUUGGAAAAGAUAUUCAUGAUUUUGUCCUCAUAUGCAAAACAGGGUUUGUGAAGGUAAUCUUGAGAAAAAAAGCACAAAGUCAUCAGGUUGUAGGACAGAACUCUGUCAAAUUAGCAACUCUUGUUCGUGAAUUUCUUGAAGACACCCUAAAGAAUUUGUCACAAGAAAUGCCAUACCUGAGGGGAAUGCAGUAUAGGCUGUGUGUUGCAUGUCCUAACUGCCAUCAAGGGAAAGAAGAAAUGCGUUGUGCAUGCUCAGACCACAUGAAAACCACUUGCACACACAAGAACUGCCUCCACCUCAUUGAUGCAAAUGAAGGUCAGCCGGACAUCUGUAAGCGAAAACCUUGGGAUAUGGUAGCACCAGUUUGUGGAUUGAAGAAAUGGUUCUUGAAAAGAAGCCAGGGUUUGUCCUCAUCAAAUGUAGCUACCAGAUCACAUGAUAAAGCGAGUGUAAUAAAUCCAAUGAAGUCUGCCACAGCAUUGAAGGUGACUCUCCUGGGCAGUGAGUGGAGUUCGUCAAUGGGGGGCUUGUCCACUAUCAAUAGACAGCUUGCCAUUCUGUUGGCCAAACACUCUGAAGUGGAUGUUACUCUCCUUGUCCCACAGUUUGCCUGUUCUGAUGACGAGAGGAGAAUGGCAUCUAGUCACAAUGUUUCUAUCCAGGAAGCCGAGAAACUUGCAGGCUUCAGUGAUCCUCUUGAAUGGUUGAGUUUUCCACCAAGAGACCUUGACAUUGACUUUGUGCUGGGUCAUGGUGCAAAGCUUGGUAAGCAAGCCCAAGUUAUCAGAAAGUAUCACAGUUGCAAGUGGAUUCAGGUGGUGCACACUGCACCCGAAGAACUAGGAAUGUACAAAGACUAUCCCAUGGCCAUUUCCAAAGGUGAAGAUAAGAGAACAACUGAAGUGGAGUUGUGUAAGUUGGCAGAUGCUGUGGUAGCAGUUGGACCAAAGUUGACAAAGGCAUACUCUUCUUACUUGCGCUCAUGUGAGAAGCACCAAGAUAUAAUUCAACUGACACCAAGCACGUUCAUUGAGUUUUCCGACGUUAAACAAGCUGCAGUUGAUAUGGACAACUUUAAGGUUCUAACGUUUGGCCGUGGUGACCCAGAGGACUUCAGCUUGAAGGGCUAUGAUAUCUCUGCCAGAGCAAUAGUUGAACUGAAAGACAGGUCUUAUCAUCUGACUUUCGUGGGUGCACCUGACGGUAAACAGGAUGAGGUAGCAAAGAAUUUACUCAAGAGUGGAAUUGAUAAAAAGCAGCUGGCUGUGAAUAAAUUUGUACAAAGUAAAGAGAGAUUGAAAGAAUUAUUUUGUGAAGUAGAUCUCUGCAUCAUGCCCUCUAGAACAGAGGGGUUUGGUUUGACGGCUUUAGAAGCAUUGUCUGCUGGUCUUCCCAUUCUUGUCAGUGGCAACUCAGGAUUUGGUGAAGCACUGUGCACUGUACCAUCAGGCAAAUCAUUCGUGGUGGAGUCUGAGGACCCUCAGGAGUGGGCAAAGGCAAUUGCUGGUGUCCGACAGAAGGAAAGAUCAGACCGACUUCAAGAUAUUCAACAGCUGAGGAGGUCAUAUGAAGAGAAGUUUAGCUGGGAGAAGCAGUGUGACAGUCUUGUGGAGAAGAUGUGGGACAUAGUUCAUGCUUCUAAAAGACAAGACACAAGUUUCAGAGCUCAGCAGGUCAAAGUUGUUGACACGUCAACUGAACAACUAACAGUGGAUUCAUUACUGACUCCAAGUUUUCUUGAACAAAUCAUCCAGGAACUUCAGCAGAUGCAGCUGGAUGCAAGCAAAGUCAAGAGUAGAACAGAUCUAUCAUUGGGGCUGAGGAAUAUUGCAUCAGACAGGGGCUUCAGAAUAUCUGACAAUCAAGGAUUAGGAAAUUGCAUGUUCCAUGCCUUGUCUGAACAACUGGAAGUUGUUAAGGGAAUCAAAAUCCCACACGGUGAAUUAAGACAAAUCUUAGUUCAGUACCUCAGGGAUAACCCAAAACUUCCAGAUGGAACAGAUCUGUUUCACUUUGUCCAUGGACAUCAAACAUGGAGUGAAUACCUAGUACACAUGGAAAGAGAUGGUGCUUGGGGUGAUCAUGUGAUUCUGUGUGCCACAGCAAACUACUUUGAAACAUGCAUUUGUGUGGUCAGCAGUCUAUCCCAUAGAAAUGAUGUAAUCAUAAUGCCACAUUGUGCAGUUGAUGAAAGGAAACCUCUUGUGCUGGGACAUAUUCAUGAGGUGCACUAUGUCAGCCUUCAACCCAUGCAAGGUUAAAGUGGCAGGCCCCUACAGUCACUUUGAUUGGCCCUUGUGAAGAGUGUGGCCUAGCAGAAUGACUUUAUAAGCAUACAGACUAUUGAUGCAAAUUGGACAACUAGAGCCUUCUUCAUCCUGAUUUAUCCAAUGUAAACUUCAAAAAUUUAGAUUUGGUUUUAGAGGUUUUAUAAUAUUAGUUUUCAAAUGUAUCAUAUGAAAAGAAAAACAAUCCAAAUGACAAGGGAUGUAAAGAAACGACAUCAUACUGUUAAAAGUUAUUGUAACUAUACAAAAGUGUCUACAGGAAACAAAACACUAUCACCAAUAUGAAAUUUUAUUGAGGGGAUUUGAAACAUGAACUCAGUUACUCUUAAUUUUAAUGGACCAACAAAAAUAUUUAUUGCUACAUACCAUGUGUAUGUACAACUUUGAAUCUACCUCUCACCCUUUUAACUGCCACAAAUGGAUGUUUUAAUUUUGGAAGCAGCUUAUUCCAUUUUCAGCCCAUUCAUGCCAUUUAGGAAAUGGAUCAGUGCUAAUUGAUGAUCUUACAUUAAAUUGUAUGUUAAGGAAAAAUCGUAAGACUCUAUUUAUUAUAAUUGUUUUAGUGUAGUAAUAAAUGUUUUUGUAAAGGGUAGUUGUUUGUGAAUAUAUAUAGGCAUGUCAAUUAUCAUUUUGUGUUUCCAAAUCCUAGUGAUACCUGUUUGAAGGG
Pocillopora verrucosa is the source of this 4393-nucleotide messenger RNA. The record is from RefSeq and is a predicted model, not a curated record. Lineage: Eukaryota; Metazoa; Cnidaria; Anthozoa; Scleractinia; Pocilloporidae.